AAUGUACCUCCUACUCAUGCUCAUGCUAAUAUAAAAGGUAGUAAUGUUGUUGAUAAUGUGGAUGUAUCUAAGGAGACUGACACUGAAAUAUAUUAUCGGUGUAAAUUGUUUGUGGAUGGAGAUCCCCCUCACCUCGUGGCUAUUGGUGAAAGCAACAAGGGGGAGAUUGAUGGAAAUGUUCCUGCAUUCCCAAGAGAUGAUUUUGAUGAUGAUUCAA
Molecule: messenger RNA, 217 nt
Organism: Sphenostylis stenocarpa
Lineage: Eukaryota; Viridiplantae; Streptophyta; Magnoliopsida; Fabales; Fabaceae
Source: the annotation of a GenBank genome assembly